Messenger RNA from Brassica rapa (field mustard), 1284 nucleotides. Its product is annotated as putative BTB/POZ domain-containing protein At2g40440. Gene Ontology annotation, molecular function: protein binding. NCBI's taxonomy places the organism in Eukaryota, Viridiplantae, Streptophyta, Magnoliopsida, Brassicales, Brassicaceae. The record is from RefSeq and is a predicted model, not a curated record.
GUUACCUUUUUCUCAAUUUUUUAUUUAUUUAUGGUGUAAAAAACUUUCUAAUAUACAUACCAUAAAAUUGCUGAAGGAGAAAAAAGUUCGAACAAACGUUUCCUUCCAAUACAUAUUUAGUAUAAACCUUUCUAAAGUCUGGUAUAAAAAAAUAAUCAAUUAUAAAAUUUAAAAUUGACAAACAUUACAAAAUUAACUUGUAUUAUCAAAAUUAACAUUCUAUAAAAAUACAAAAUAAAUCAACGAAAAUACUUAUUUUGAAAACAAGGAUCGUUUCAGACUCUCAGCAUAAUGUAUUGAAGUUAGACUUUUAAAGUUGUCUCUUCUUCAUUCCCUAAGUAUCGGAUACUACAAGGAAUUAAAAGGAAAGAUAAAUAAUACUUACUUGUUUUCAAAGGAAAGAAUCAUCAAUUUUCUCGCUUUCAAACACAAAAGGAAAGAAUCAUCACUUUGUUCACUAUAUAACUAAAUGAAAUUUCAAGUGAUAUCAAUAUCAUCGUUAUGGCAAAACAGAGCAACCUAAACAUUUUCUUAGAUGGGUUUGCACAUAUCUUAGAAGAACAAUGGCAAGUUGAUGUGCUGCUCAAGGCAGGAGACAGCCAUCCAGAUGCAGCAAUCUCGGCCCACAAACUUGUUCUGGCUGCAAGAUCAAAGGUCUUUAAGAAGAUGCUGGAGGAGGAUGAGUGCAAGACUUCGUCUGAGAAAGAGAUAAUCACUCUCUCGGAGAUGAAACACGAAGAGCUAAAGGCUUUAGUAGAGUUCAUAUACAGUGAUGGCUCAACGCCUUGUGCAGGGCAUGCUCGAUCACUUUAUCUAGCAGCGGAUAAAUAUGACAUCCCGCAUCUACGAGACCUGAGCAGAAACGAACUUAUAUCUUCUCUGAACGCAUCUAAUGCUCUUGACGUUUAUGUGCUUGCCCAAAUCCCUUUCGAUGACGCACUAAACAAUGCUGCCUUAAGCUGUAUCCGAAUAAAUAUAGCUACAAUUGCUUACUCUGAUGAGCUCAAGCUGUUUGCAGAGAGUAACCCAAAUCUUACGGUGGAGAUAAUGAAGGCCUGUGUUGAACAGAGUAGAAUUAGAAACUACUCCAGCUGUUCCUAAAUAUAAUGUUUCAAAAAAAAUUAAUGUUCCAAUAUAUAUGAUGUUUUCAACUUUCUAGGUAACUUUUACUCUAUUAAAAACUGUGUAACCAAUCAUAUUUAAUAAUAUAUUUUGUAAUUGGUUGAAUACAAUUAUUUUAUAGUUUUAAUGAUAUUUUCUAGAUAAAAAAUAAUAAUUUUUUAA